AUGUUUCCUCGGUCUUCUUUUGUCGUGUCGAAACAUUGCGCCAUCAUUUGUCUGAAGCAAGGCCUAGAGCUAACGGAUGUUACCAUUUCUCUCGAUGAACGCUGUGUCACAGCUACAGUCAAGGCUGCCGAGCACACCAUAUGUAAAAUGGCCAACGUGUAUAUGCCAGCACAGGCAGCCAGUCGCCAUGCUUUCCUUCCGAUGCUGAUGUCCAUGCCUUUUUGGUCUGAUAUGCUGGAUUCUCAAUGGAUUUUGCUUAGGGAUUUCAACAUACAUUUACAUGAUGCCGUCGAAUCUCGAGGUCCUAGGAUCAAGCCCUUUGUGGAAUGGUUAAAUACUCACUUCUUCAACUGCUUUCCCAACGGCACCACGACCCUCCCUCACACCGGUACCACUAUUGACUAUGUUUUUGCUCCUCCCAAUCUGGCUACUCGACUGGUCAAUGCUCAAACCCACCACAUACCACCACCGUGGACAGAUCACAGUCUUUUAACCAUUGGUCUGAUCACAACUGACGUGAAGCUGGGCCCGGGCAGUUGGCGUUUUAAUCCAUACUUGCUGGAAAACCUUGAAUUCCAAGCUCUGUUGGAUACAACAGUGGCAUUCUUUUUGGCUUCGGAUUACUGUGGGGAAAAUGUGGCUUUGGCAGGUGUCUCUGGUGCUGGUAUCUCUGGUGCUGAUGGCUCUGGAUCAGGCGUCUCUGGUGCUGGCCAGAAGGCCCGAUACGAAGCUCGAGUUUCUCGUCUUCAACGUGAACGUGAACAGUUGCUGGGUGGCAAGAAGGCAUCGGCUCGAAUAAAGAAGCUAGAGGAAAUCAUUGAGCAAAAGAUUCAGGAAGACACUCGUCAAGCCAUGCUGCGUUCGGCCACUCGAUGGCUCGAGCAGGGGGAACAAAACACCAAGUACUUCUUUAAUGUGAUUAAGGAUCGGGAGGCUCAACAAACUAUUCAAUCUCUGAAGAAGGCCACUGUGGGUAAGAAACUAACAUCCAUGGGUGACAUUCUCCACGAAACCUGCUCCUUCUAUCAAGAUUUAUAUACUCCUGAAGCAAUUGAUCUGACUGCUGUUGAUUCUCUCUUGGCCAAUGUCCCUGAAGAGGUGAAGCUACCAGAAGCAGAUGCAGAAAGGCUCAUCGAACCACCCUCCGCAGACUCUGUCUUGCUAUUGCUUGACCAUGCACCCAAGAACAAGUCUCCCGGUUUGGAUGGCCUUCCAUUCGAGGUCUAUCGAUAUUUGGCUGCGAAAUUUCCUCCUGUACUGCGUCUCUUGCAACAACUGUUGACAGAGGCUUUGCAUGGCUUGUUUCCUGCAUCGUGGAUGCAGACGAGGAUGGUGCUCCUGUUCAAAAAGGGUGACCCAGAAUUACUCGAAAACUGGCGACCACUUUCCUUGAUCAACAGCGAUGCCAAACUAUUCACCAAGUUGCUUGCCAACAGGUUCCAGAAAGUUCUCUCCCAGCUGAUCACUCCCUAUCAAACGGGCUUUAUGCCUCACCGGCUUAUCUCGGACAAUGCUUGA
Mucor velutinosus is the source of this 1518-nucleotide messenger RNA. RefSeq lists its product as uncharacterized. Lineage: Eukaryota; Fungi; Mucoromycota; Mucoromycetes; Mucorales; Mucoraceae. The record is from RefSeq and is a predicted model, not a curated record. The transcript is spliced from 2 exons. The coding region runs from base 1 to 1518 and encodes 505 amino acids.